GCCCAUUUCUUCAUCUUUCAUCAAAACCCAAACCAAAGCUUUAUAUAAACACACAAACGCAAGGCGUUCGUCGCACGCGACUCUCUUCACACAAAAGCAUAGCUCUGCGCCCAAUUCCCCUUCCUCUUGUCCAUCCUAUAUUAGCUCCUCUCCUUUUCUAUACAGAAAGCAAGAACUAGCGACAUGACGUCCAAGACCUGCCCCAGCCACGCGCAUAGACGGCGAAGGUUCUUCCGGCGGCUCUGCGCCAGCAUACUUGUGCUCGCCUUCAUCAUUCUGGUGGUGGUGCUAAUCGUCUGGGCCGUCCUCCAGCCCAACAAGCCAAGGUUCAUCCUCCAGGACGCCACCGUCUACGCCUUCAACCUCUCGGCACCGAACAUGCUGACCUCAAACUUCCAGGUCACCCUCUCCUCCCGAAACCCCAACGAUAAGAUCGGCAUCUACUACGACAGGCUCGACGUCUACGCCACCUACCGGAGCCAGCAGAUCACCCUCCGCACGGCCAUCCCCCCCACCUACCAGGGCCACAAGGACAUCAACGUCUGGUCCCCCUUCAUCUACGGCAACCAGGUGCCCGUCGCACCGUACAACACCGUCCUGCUCGGCCAGGACCAGGCCAAUGGGGCCGUGCAGCUCUUGAUCAAGAUCGACGGACGGGUCAGAUGGAAAGUCGGGACCUUCAUCUCCGGCAAAUAUCAUUUAUACGUGAGGUGUCCCGCCUACAUAAACUUUGGUUCCAGGACCGCCGGUGUUGAAAUCGGCAAUAACGCCGUUAAGUACCAGCUGGUGACGAGUUGCAGUGUUAGCGUAUGAACAUGCGCCGGCCGUUGAGUAUCGUUGAUCUGUCUCUCCCUUUCUCUCUCUAUAUAGUUAACGCCGUUAAUUUCGUUUCUACUUUUUUUUUUUUUAUAAGUUUUAAUUCGUCGUUUAAUUUUAUCUCUGUCUUCGUUCGGAAUACGUCGGAAUUACGUGUCUGAAUUGUAAAUUUUGCUGCAGAAUAAACCGAGAAAAUGAGAAAAAAAAAAUUAUAUAUAUGUGAGACAAAUAGCAAAAUUACAAUCGAUCGGUGACAAGUUGUAUACAUUAUAUAAAUGUGAAGUGAAGUGUCUUUAUUAGAUAACAAGUGAGUGUCUAUUCGGAGGU
Corylus avellana is the source of this 1143-nucleotide messenger RNA. Its product is annotated as NDR1/HIN1-like protein 1. The record is from RefSeq and is a predicted model, not a curated record. Gene Ontology annotation, cellular component: plasmodesma; plasma membrane. Gene Ontology annotation, biological process: defense response to other organism. Lineage: Eukaryota; Viridiplantae; Streptophyta; Magnoliopsida; Fagales; Betulaceae.